This is a messenger RNA of Endocarpon pusillum Z07020, 2439 nucleotides long. RefSeq lists its product as uncharacterized. The transcript is spliced from 2 exons. The coding region runs from base 1 to 2439 and encodes 812 amino acids. The record is from RefSeq and is a predicted model, not a curated record. NCBI's taxonomy places the organism in Eukaryota, Fungi, Ascomycota, Eurotiomycetes, Verrucariales, Verrucariaceae.
AUGACCACCGUGGACGGUGACUUGGCCCUUCCCCAAAACGAUCUGACGGCAUCCUCAACUGCAUCCGGAAAAAGGAAACGUUCUGAAUCGGUCGACAUAGUUUCAUCAAGCACCACCAGACAAGAGUCAAAGCAAUUCAGUGGUUUUUCCCGUAGGCUGCAAAAUGCUUUGCCUCUACUCCGCAAAGCUGAUCAAGCACCUUCCAUCCUUCAUUAUUCUCUGACUUCCAAUGGAGAACGAAGUCCAAAGCGGCCGAAAUACUCAUCCGAAAAUGCGGAAGCCGAAACCAUAUCCUCGAGGAUCGAGUCAGGCUAUUAUCAUUCUCCUGAAAUACUACUAGCGGAUGUCGAGACUGCAGCGACCUCGCUGAUCGAGGGUUUGAAGUCUGGAGACCAUGCCCUCACAGAUUCAGACUUUACACGCAAAGCCGCCAACCAAGUCACCCUCUUCAAGCAAUCAUUAAGCAAAGUAUGCCGGCAUAUCGUCGAGGCAGAUGCGAAACCUAAGGAGGAAAAUGGCGUUGAUAAAACUCAUGUGCCGGGCCCUGCAGCAGAGAUUCCGAACCCUGCAGUCCUUACACUUACGAGUCAGACCGAUAGAGGCCCCAAACACCUGUACACUGGCUUGCAGAGGUACAGCACGGCUGUCCCAACAGACACGGAUAAAUCCAAUAGCAAUCAAUCAACGGAUCUUCUGAAUCUAAAACCUAGCAGUUUUCCAAACGGCAUUACCCUUACACAUAUACCGCCAUCCAAUAUCCCUUACCAAAGCAGCUCAGCAAAGCAGAAGCGAGUUUUCGGUGAGGUAUUUCGGCCACAUCGGUCACUCAAAGCCCUUGAGCCACCUCGCCCUUCCAGGAAUGCAACUCGGGGGUCAUCGUUAGGCUGGGUGAAUUAUGAGGAAAUCGCUGGAUCUGAAAGGCCCGCACCAGCGUAUAAGUCAGACUACAGAUACGCUUCUCUCCCGACAGGCUCGUGGCUCCACUACAAUAGUGUCGAAGCUGCUGCUGCUGCUGCAUUGACUCCCGACAGCAAGCGUCGGCAAAGGGAUCGAGCUUUGAGUUCCGGUGAGAGUCGUGGGCCUGACGGCGGAGACAUUGUGGAGCAAGAAGAGGCAAGGACCAAAGCUCUUUUUCAAUCUGCUUAUUCCACUUUUGCCCCUUCCGUAGACAACUCUGCUGCUGUUGUGCCUGAGAAAACCCGCAGCCAGACUUGGUGGAAGAAAGUCGGGCAAAAAAGGUUCGAGGCGAUGUUGGCAUUCCAAUAUCCUGAGUCAGGCCUUGAUGGGGGCGACUCUAUCUGGAACAAAAUAGACCCCGUAGAAGAUGACUUUGAAGGUGCAGUCGCUGACUUCGAUGGAGAUGCGCUACGGAACCCACUUGAAAACGAAAACAGCAAGGCGGAUUCUAAAGAUGUUGAUGAGGUUCUGCAAGAGAUAUCCGACCUACUUCAGACAUUGAGCUCGUACCAACGUAUUCGAAAUUUGUCGAAAAUGAACAGUGGUCCUGCCACUCCAACGUCCACCGAAACAGACGUCUACGAGAUCUUAAGGUCGAAUCUUGCAAUCCUAAUCAACUCGCUGCCACCCUACGCUGUGGCCAAACUUAGCGGUGAUCAGCUUGCAACACUCAACGUUAGCAGCGAUCUCAUACUUGAGGUGAAAGAUCAUGUUGGUACCAUGGAGCAGGAUGAGUACAGCAUGCAGCGACAACGAGCAGCAAUGCCAGCCACUCAUUCAGCAAGUGGGCGAAGCAGCGUGUCAGUGGGGCCCUCGGGCAGGCCAGGCAAUUAUAGUGCUCAGGCUGUGAACUACAAUCAACGAGUAAACUACUCAAACGGCCCUCGAACCCCAUACGUCAGCCAACCUCGACCUAUACCUGCCUACACCAAUACUGUCACGCCCCAAGCUCAAAACUAUUCAGCUGCCCGCCCUGCACAGACGCCUUCCCACCGAGCCAGUUUACCAACUCAGCAGCACCAUCAAGGUCAGACAUAUUCGCGUGCGCCGAGCGCAGCGCAAUUCCAGAGGCCUGCCAGUAGUCAACAGAAUGGAUAUGGACCCAGCUACGCGCAAACUGUCAAUUCUCAAGCAUAUGCUCAACAACGGCAGGCCCAGUCCACUUAUUCGUAUUCACUCAAUCAAGCGUCACACAAGCCCAGCCCAAGCCCGCAACCGGCUCCGCAUACCCAACAGUCUUAUAUACCGCCGCAGCAUUUACAGCAGAGCCAAGCUUCACCCUCCCUCCCUUACGCAGUCAACAACCAAGCAGUACUAACUGAGCAAGCGAGAAGUCAGCUACAGGCGCAGAGGCAGCUCAGUGGUACCCCACAAACCCCCAACAUCAAUGGCCAGUAUGCUCAGAUGGCACGUAGCUCAACACCAGGUGGGGGAACACAGAAUGGACGUCGGGUGGUCGCGGCGGGUGGUGGCGUGCAGUAA